Emiliania huxleyi CCMP1516 is the source of this 357-nucleotide messenger RNA. RefSeq lists its product as hypothetical. The record is from RefSeq and is a predicted model, not a curated record. The transcript has a single exon. The annotation marks the transcript as partial. NCBI's taxonomy places the organism in Eukaryota, Haptophyta, Isochrysidales, Noelaerhabdaceae.
GACACAUCCACCGACGCGUCCACGCACCCGUCCACGUCGCCAUCGCGGUCGCGGGCCGGUGGCACGGCGCCGGAGGAGCAUCCGGAAUUUGGAGCCGACUUCGGCGCCGACGCAUUUGGCGGCGGCGGCUUCGGCGGCGGCGACGACGACGCGGACGGCGGCCCGGUCGUGGAGGACUUUUCGGCGGAUGGCUUUGGCGGAGCGGGGUUCGGCCUAGGGGAAGGCGAGGACGAGGACGAGGUUGGGCUCGCAGAACUGCGCGCGAACUUGGCGGAGGUGGAGGAUGCGCUAUGCCACGAGCCCAACAACGCCGAGUGGAUCGCCCUUCGCGACCAACUCCGCCAGCUCGUCCGAUAA